Messenger RNA from Amphibalanus amphitrite, 4381 nucleotides. RefSeq names its product GRAM domain-containing protein 2B-like. Gene Ontology annotation, biological process: intracellular sterol transport. The record is from RefSeq and is a predicted model, not a curated record. Lineage: Eukaryota; Metazoa; Arthropoda; Thecostraca; Balanomorpha; Balanidae. Gene Ontology annotation, cellular component: endoplasmic reticulum membrane; plasma membrane; endoplasmic reticulum-plasma membrane contact site. Bases 994 to 2277 code for a protein of 427 amino acids. Gene Ontology annotation, molecular function: sterol binding; sterol transfer activity. The transcript is spliced from 8 exons.
AGUGGCGUGACGUCGGCUGACAGGCGACCAGCCGCGUGCUCCACCGGUGCUCCGUUUGUGUUCCAUCGGUGUUACAUCGGUGUUCGGUCAGCGCUCGAGCCAGCUGGAGAUUCUCUCCACGUGGUGUUACGUGUUCCAGUGUUGCCUCGGCCUUUAGUGCUCCAUCGGUGCUUCUUCAGUGUUCAAUCGGUGUUCAAACGGCGUACGAUCGGCCUUCAAGUAACGGUCCACUGGCCUCUGAUCGGAGCUCAAUGCGCUAAUUCCCAACCUCCUGUCCCCAGUCGUCCAAUUACACCAUCCAGAGGCUAUAACAGCCGUCUUUGAUGGCCAGUGACCUGCUCGUAUUGAUCCGUUCAGCUUUCAUAGCCUCGUCUUAUUUUAUUGCAGGUAUCCUUCCGCUUCUGUUCUCUGGUUAAUCGUUCGGAGCUCGUUUCCUUUUGUUUUCCUAACUAAAUACCUAUACUUCAUUUGAGGAUAAAGCACAAGUCCUUUGUUCUCUUCUCCACGACCUUUGCACGCGCAAAGAAAAACCUAGCUCCAAGGUGCGUUGAGUCGUUUUUUGAAGUGCCAGACCGCGCUGAUAUCGGUGACAAGGGUGGCAACUGACUUGGUAACAGCGAAGGGCACUUUGUUACAGUCCUGUGACGAAGGUGCACCAGUGGUGGUGCGAGUGUGGUGCCGCUAGAGCCAAUUCUGCUGUUUGCAAUGAAGCUGGUGCAGUGACUGAGCUAGUGAUAUUCUCAGUGCCAUUUCUAGUGACUCUGGUGCUAUCGCUGGUGACGUUGCGACUGUAGACACUGAUUCAACUUUGACUGCAGUCGGCGGUGCUGUUGCUGAACUUGCCGCUGCUGCAAGUGCUGGAAACUGCACCGCCACUGGUUCAAAAGACACUACUGCUGCUAUCGUCACUGCUGCUUCUGUAGCUCCUGCCGCUGCUGUGCUCACUGCUGCCGCCACUGUUGCUGCUGCUAAACUCAAACCCAAUCCGCCACCAUGAGGCGCCUCAGUCGCUCCAUGGCCAACAUACCCGCGGCCCUGUUCCCGAGCUCUACCAGCCUCUCGGCCUCCACCACCACUCUCUCCAGCUCUGAAACCGAACCGCGUCGCUCCGCCGACACCGGCGCAGCGCCGAUCGUCGCUGAAGACGAUGAGCUGCCGAUCAUGGGCGACGAUCCAGGGCCGGAUCCGGGGGCGGAGCUGGACGAGGAGGAAGCUAACGAGGUGGAUGAUUUUUCCGACGGAGUGGUAACGCGAUACUUCGAGGAUGCGAGAUACAUUCGCAGAAAAAGACAUGCGCUACGUAACCUCAGUAGGAGCACGCCCACCAUGAACCGAUUGGAAUCGCAGACGUCGUUCGAAGUUCCUCGCUCUCAACGCAAGUUCCUGCGCAGAUUCAAGGACCUGGACGCCCACGAGAAAAUCAUUAAAUCGUUCUCCUGUGCUUUGGUGAGCGACAUCCUCCUACAGGGUCGGCUGUACGUGACAAGUCAUCACUUCGCCUUCUACUCUAACCUGUUCGGCCACGUGACCAGGAUUCUCAUCCCGUGCUCUCUGGUGCUGGAUAUCACCAAGGAGAGGACGGCGCGCAUCAUCCCGAACGCCGUGGCCAUCCUAAGCAGCGAGGGCCGCCACGUCUUCGGCAGUCUCCUGAGCAGAGACUCGGCAUUCGAGACGCUGGUGCGCGUCUGGAGAAAGGAGAUCGGUCAUGACGAGGCUGAUGCUUGUGGAAACGACAAGGAGGACGGUCUGGACGACGACGUGCCGCUGCUGCCCUCUGUCGGCGUCGACGUAUCGGACUCGACGGCCACGGAGGAGAACGAUUCGGCACUGGACUUCACGGCCUCGCCGGCGGCGACGAUCGAGCUGACACCUGGCGGCGCCAGCGUCAGGCUCGAGUCUGUGCCCGUCCGCUCCGUGGCGCCACCGGCCCCGUCCCCCUCCGCAGUCUCCCUGUCGUCGCUGCUAGGCGGAGGUCUCUCCAGUCUGUUUGCCUGGCUCUCUGGGAACAGCACCGCGCACCGCUCCACACUUCUACUUCUGUUCUGCAACCUGCUGUUGCUGCUCAUUUUCUGCUCGUCGUACGCAUCGCUCUCCAGAAUGGAGGAGAUCCAGCGGCGCAUCGAGAGCCCCUACCAGAGGGUGGAGACCCAGGAGAGCUUAGAGGAGGCGGAGCGGACGCUGAACCUGCAUCUACAGCAGCUGGCUAUGGUGCGGAAAUCUCUGGAGUCUCUGAGCAGUCUGACAAUGAGUGGCCACCCCGGCGGGGACUCCACCUAGCGGUGACCUCUGGAGGUCACUGGCUGGUCCCGGGACCCACCGCGGAGCCCGGAGGUCGCCCACGGUGGCGCCCUCUCUGCUAUCAGCUCAUGUGGCGCUACCUCUGCCUGUGGCGCCCCGUGCUGACAGGCUGAGCGCUGAGGAGCGGAGGCAAUCGCCGCUGCGGGUCGCGGAGAGACGCUGGACGUCUUCUCUCGACGGGCCGCAGCUGGGUGACGAUGUGAAUUCAGUGGUGCCACAUGGCCCGGACUCUCCCAAUGUCGAGCAGCCAUUUGUUGUAUCUGCCGCUCGGUUUGCUCGACCCGAUGGGCGCCAACAUAAUAGCUUUAACGGCGUUCUGUCGCGGUCCCCUGAAGGCGGCGGCCGUAUCCUGGAGCUCAGUUUCGUAACACGACCAUAGAUGUCGUGUGCGAUGCUUGCCAAAGCGCCCUAUUGUGGUCUGCUAGUUGACUACUCCCCGUGCAAUACCUAUCCGGCACGGUUAUUUGCUGAGGAGUUGUGGAUGCCAUUGGAAGAGUAUUUUCUGGGGCAGAGACCAUUGUUAUGUAUUAUUGAAGUUUACCUGAUGUUACUAAAAAGGUAAUCGGAUGUGAUGCCGGCAGACCUCCUGCUGAGAGGCUAUGUAGGGACUGGACGAGGAGCUUCGCAUGAGAGCUGAACCAGUGGGGCAAUAUAUAGGCAUUAUGCUAUUAUCCAGCAACCAUUGACCAAAAAGCCUACUUAAACAUUUAGUUGAGUGUGGUAUUCGUAAUUGAUUGUUACCUAUUGAGGUCGACUCAUCUUCCCGAAAAUCACCUUUGAAAUGGUAAUUCCUACCCGUUUGAAAUUCAUGUCGUUAACUCUCCUGCACGUCCCAUCAGGGUUUAUCAAUGCUGUCUACAGGUUUGCUGUCGUCGGUCGUUCGACAAAGGCACCAUUUGCUUAGAGUGUUUCGCAGGGUGCCACCAUAGCUCCUCUGUUGUUUGCUGAUCACCGCCCGUGAGGUAGCUAUGACCACGGACGAUGUUUGAUCGCCAUUAAAAGGAUCAGAACAUCUUGAUAGGGGCAAAGGUAGGAGACCCAAUCACCUGAGGUACAGUGGUCAUACUUAGGUGCCCCAUGUACAGGGACAUUGACUUAGUGAAGUGGAGUAAAGAUAAUCGUGUCACUUUCGUCUGACAGAAACACUGACAGGGAGAUAAAUAGGCAAAAAAGGGACUAGAAAGUCAGAACCCGUUAAACCUUAUGAUGAUUUAUGAGCAGCAAACUUUUAUAUCUUGACUUUUUAUUGUUAAGAGAAUCCGGUUUCACGCAGUUAAUUUCGUAUUAAUGUGAUGCUAAUCGGAAUAAUUCUUAACUGGUGUUGCGAAUGCAGAUAGGGGCACUCUUAACGACUUUUGAUAUUGUUAACGACAUAUUUCCUAAUUUGUAGAAGUCGCCUUCCUGGAGGUUAUGGUGCGUCAUAUUGUGAUUUUCGUCUUUAUGAUUCAGGCGCUUUAUGUCAAAGCUGCAAAUAUUAUUUGGUUUAUCAUGGUGUGAUGAAAGAGCUUGAUGUAAGAAAGACUGGUGGGAAGUGUUGGGAUUUUGGCAAUGUUCCACUUUUCGUUUUCAGUAGUGUCGUGGUUAUGUGAAGACCUGUGUUUCAUCGGGACUUUCUGAAAUUCUGAACACCGGAAUAACAUUGUUUUUAUUUCUGGGAGAUCUCAUUUGGUUCAAAGAAGUGGUUAGAAUAUGUGUAGGCGCAUUUCGUGCUGGAUGGACCCGGCUUGUACUUAUUUUCAGAACAUCGUGUCACACUUGUAGUCACAUUGUAUGCUUUGGAAUGUCGUAAAAAUAUUUCCAAUUCGUCCCAAACCCUCAGCUAUUUGUACCCAGACAGCUAUGGACCAGGGAUCCUCUGGUCUACACUUUGUGACAAGGCAUCGCACGAUGUUGUGACACACGCCGUCAUGUGGUGUUCGAGCUGCCUGUAUUCGCCCGGUAUGUGUUGGUAUGUAUGUUGUGAGCCUCACCGUGGAAGAAGAAAUCGUUUUGUUGCGCUGCGCUGCCGCUCUAGGCGGCCAUUGUGAGGUCGUUAUUGACUGUGAUACAUACACCCAAUCAAUACAUUCACCGGUCUCGCGUA